Molecule: messenger RNA, 888 nt
Organism: Adineta steineri
Lineage: Eukaryota; Metazoa; Rotifera; Eurotatoria; Adinetida; Adinetidae
Source: the annotation of a GenBank genome assembly
AUGAGUGGUGCAACGCCAAAACCAACAGCUAGCUCAGAAAAACUAAAAUGGCAAGCCAAAUCUGCAUUUAAAGAAGGUAAUUACACUUUAGCCGUCGAGUUGUUCAGUUACGCUUUAGAGCAAGUACCCAAAUACGCCCCUUACUUAACGAAUCGUGCAUUGUGUUAUUAUCGUUUGAACGAUGCAGAUAAAGUUUUGAAAGAUGCCACCGCUAGUAUACAAUCCGAUCCGAAAUGGACCAAAGGAUAUUUCUAUAGAGGAAAAGCAUUGGAAAUGUUGAAUCGAAAGGAUGAAGCAAUUCCAUACUAUCGCAAAUGUUGUGAAUUAGAACCAGAUCAAAAAGAAUACGAAGACGUCCUUAAAGAGUGUCUCUACACUCCACCACCACCAACACCAACACCAAGAUUUACCACAGCAGCUAACAGACCAACGAAUCAGACGCCCAGUCACGAUGUCAUAUGUGAUGUAUGUCGUUGUAAUCCAAUAGUGGGUGUUCGAUACAAAUGCUCUGUAUGUGACGAUUAUGACUUAUGUUCGAAAUGUAUUGAGUCAAAUCCUAAUCAGAAAGGACAUCGCGAUACACAUGCAUUAACUCCGAUCAAACAACCUUCCCAUGUUCUUUCGAAUCGACCAGCAUCCAACAUGACCACUACCUCAAAGCCACAGAUCGAUGUUUCCCUCGACAUUCAUAGUUACAACAUCGUGCUAGUCGUGGAUGUAUCUCUAUCAAUGAUUGGCUACGAGGCGAAUAACCGAAUCAAUCCCUCCAAGAAUCGUUGGCCAGCAACCCAACGUGGUAUCGUCAAAAUCGUCGAUCAGCUAGGGUUAAACGACUGUCUGACGUGUUUAGCGUUCAAUGCCAAAGUUUAUGAAGUCAUGGAUAGCUAG